Molecule: messenger RNA, 1750 nt
Organism: Brassica oleracea var. oleracea
Lineage: Eukaryota; Viridiplantae; Streptophyta; Magnoliopsida; Brassicales; Brassicaceae
Product: probable carboxylesterase 16
Exons: 2
Coding region: 326-1630 (434 amino acids)
Molecular function (GO): hydrolase activity
Source: RefSeq, a predicted model, not a curated record
ACUUUUAAGCAAAUGUACGUAUCUAGAACGUACAGAACUCAAAAAAGCGAGACAGAACUUUCUAACUUACGGUAAACGCGUUGCAGGUGAUAACUUUCUCCUCUCCUACCAAUAGGCAACGACACUUCCUCCACAAUCAUCUCUCUCUAUCUAUCUUCUUCCUCGUCGUCAUCAUCAUUUUAUAUUCUCUGUAAAUUAAUCACAGAACCCAGAAACUGGGUUCAUCAAUUUUGAAUCUUUCCAACAAAUUCGAUCUCAGUCUCCGUUCAAUUUCAACUUGGAGGAGCCCUAAGCGAGACCUCCAUAAACUUCAAUUUCAAUUUCAAUGCCAAGCGUAGCUGUGAAACUCUACAGCGUCUUCUUCAAGCUCCUCCUCAAACACCGUCUCCAGAGCCUCAUCUCGAUCUCACCCGAUCAUGCCCCACCCGACUCCUUCGGCGUCUCGACCCGAUCCGACGAAUCCGUCGCGGCCGCGAACCCUUCCUUCGCCGACGGGGUCGCGACCAAAGACAUCCACAUCGAUCCGAUGACCUCGCUCACGGUCCGCAUCUUCCUCCCCGAAUCGGCCCUCUCCCCGACCGAGCCCAGAUCCGAUCGGAGACACAGCCUCACCCCUCCUCUCAACCACUCCUCCUCUCCGGCGGCGCCGGAGCCUCGGAGGAACAGCUACGGAAGCGAGAACCUGGAGCCUUACAGAGGGUACGCGCCGUCUCCGAAGAGGAGCUCGCGGAAACUGCCGGUGAUGCUGCAGUUUCACGGCGGAGGGUGGGUGAGCGGGGGUUCGGACUCGGCGGCGAACGACUUCUUUUGCCGGAGGAUCGCGAAAGUGUGCGAUGUGAUUGUGUUGGCGGUUGGGUAUAGGCUUGCUCCCGAGAAUAGGUAUCCUGCGGCGUUUGAGGAUGGUGUUAAGGUGCUGCAUUGGCUUGGGAAGCAGGCUAACUUGGCUGAUUGUUGUAAGUCUUUGGGGAAUAAUAAUAGACGUGUGAAUGGCGUUGAGUUGAAGAAAGUGAAUGUUCAGGGGCAUAUUGUUGAUGCUUUUGGUGCUUCUAUGGUUGAGCCUUGGCUCGCUGCUCACGCCGAUCCUUCCAGAUGUGUUCUUCUUGGGGUGAGCUGUGGUGGGAACAUAGCAGACUAUGUAGCACGGAAAGCAGUGGAAGCUGGGAAACUUCUAGAUCCCGUUAAAGUCGUUGCACAGGUUCUAAUGUACCCAUUUUUCAUCGGAAACAACCCAACACAAUCCGAAAUAAAGCUGGCAAACUCCUACUUCUACGAUAAGCCCGUCUCCGUCCUCGCCUGGAAACUCUUCUUACCAGAGAAAGAGUUCGACUUUGACCACCCGGCAGCAAACCCACUUGCCCAUAACCGCAGCGGACCGCCUCUGAAACUAAUGCCUCCAACUCUCACGGUAGUGGCUGAACACGACUGGAUGAGAGAUCGAGCCAUUGCUUACGCAGAGGAGCUUAGGAAGGUAAACGUAGAUUCACCAGUUUUAGAAUACAAAGACGCGGUCCAUGAGUUUGCAACGCUUGAUAUGCUUCUCAAGACUCCUCAGGCGCAGGCUUGCGCCGAAGAUAUUGCUAUAUGGGUCAAGAAAUAUAUUUCUCUCCGAGGACAUGAGUUCUCUUACUGAGGAUUUUUACCAUGUUAUUAUUAUCAUUCAUUCUCUUCCUUUUUUUGUAUGUAGAAAGAUUUUGUGAAUAGGAUUACGGACGACUUAAGAUUUUGCAAAAUGUCAUCAAUUUUUUUAUUU